AUGGCCAUCCUCCCGCUGUUCCUUUGCCUGCUGCCGCUGGCCCCUGCCUCAUCUCCACCCCAGCUAGCGACAUCCAGCCUGUGUCCCCGUCGCUGCCGCUGCCAGACACAGUCACUGCCCCUAAGUGUGCUGUGCCCAGGGGCAGGCCUCCUGUUUGUACCACCCUCGCUGGACCGCAGGGCAGCCGAGUUGCGCCUAGCGGACAACUUCAUCGCGGCUGUGCGCCGCCGUGAUCUGGCCAACAUGACGGGCCUGCUGCAUCUGAGCUUGUCACGUAAUACCAUCCGCCAUGUGGCAGCCGGUGCCUUUGCUGACCUUCGCGCCCUGCGUGCCCUGCAUCUAGAUGGUAACCGGCUGACCUCACUGGGUGAGGGUCAAUUGCGUGGCCUGGUCAAUUUGCGCCAUCUCAUCCUGAGCAACAACCAGCUGGCAGCCCUGGCAGCUGGUGCCCUGGACGACUGUGCCGAGACACUUGAAGACCUCGACCUCUCCUACAACAACCUGGAACAGCUUCCCUGGGAGGCUUUGGGCCGCCUGGGCAACGUCAAUACACUGGGCCUCGACCACAACCUGCUGGCUUCUGUGCCUGCUGGCGCCUUUUCCCGCCUGCACAAGCUGGCACGGCUGGAUAUGACCUCCAACCGCCUGACCACCAUCCCGCCUGACCCACUCUUCUCCCGCCUGCCACUGCUAGCCAGGCCCCGGGGGUCCCCUGCCUCUGCCCUGGUGCUGGCCUUCGGUGGGAACCCCCUGCACUGCAACUGCGAGCUGGUGUGGCUGCGGCGGCUGGCGAGGGAGGAUGACCUUGAAGCCUGCGCCUCCCCACCGGCUCUGGGUGGCCGCUACUUCUGGGCUGUGGGUGAGGAGGAGUUUGUGUGCGAGCCCCCUGUGGUAACUCACCGCUCACCACCCCUGGCAGUGCCUGCUGGUCGGCCGGCUGCCCUGCGCUGUCGGGCUGUGGGGGACCCCGAGCCCCAUGUGCGCUGGGUAUCACCCCAGGGCCGGCUGCUAGGCAACUCGAGCCGUGCUCGCGCCUUCCCGAAUGGGACGCUGGAGCUGCUGAUCACUGAGCCGAGUGAUGGAGGCAUCUUCACCUGCAUUGCAGCCAACGCAGCUGGCGAGGCCACGGCUGCUGUUGAGUUAACUGUGGGUCCCCCACCACCCCCUCAGCUAGCCAACAGCACCAGCUGUGACCCCCCGCGGGACGGGGAUCCUGAUGUCCUCACCCCACCUUCUGCUGCCUCUGCCUCUGCCUCCGCCAAGGCAGCAGACACUGGGCCCCCUGCUGACCGUGGUGUCCAGGUGACAGAGCACGGGGCCACGGCUGCUCUCGUCCAGUGGCCAGACCAGCGGCCUGUCCCAGGCAUUCGCAUGUACCAGAUCCAGUACAACAGCUCAGCCGACGACAUCCUCGUGUACAGGAUGAUCUCAGCCGACAGCCGGUCCUUCCUGUUGACAGACCUGGCAACGGGCCGCACCUACGAUCUUUGCGUGCUAGCGGUGUACGAGGACAGCACCACGGGGCUGACGGCCACACGGCCUGUUGGCUGCGCUCGCUUCUCCACAGAGCCCACACUGCAGCCCUGCGGGGUCCCGCACGCACCCUUCCUGGGCGGCACCAUGAUCAUCGCACUGGGUGGUGUCAUCGUGGCCUCAGUGUUGGUCUUCAUCUUCGUUCUGCUCAUGCGCUACAAGGUGCACGGUGGCCAGCCCCCCGGCAAGGCCAAGGCACCCGCACCCGUCAGCAGCGUUUGCUCCCAGACCAACGGCACCACACAGGCCCCGUCUGCUCCCGAGCCCUCCGCACCGAGGGCCCACACCAUGGUCCAGCUGGACUGUGAGCCCUGGGGGCCCAGUCACGAACCCACAGGACCCUAA
Molecule: messenger RNA, 1878 nt
Organism: Pipistrellus nathusii (Nathusius's pipistrelle)
Lineage: Eukaryota; Metazoa; Chordata; Mammalia; Chiroptera; Vespertilionidae
Source: the annotation of a GenBank genome assembly